CAUCUACACAACUAUAAGACCAAUUGCUCGUGUUAAAACUAUUACACUUUCUCUUGUAAUUUUAUAGUAAUUUGGUUGCCAUCAUGUAAAAUACAAAGAUUGCUGCAAGUUCAGGAGUCUCUCUGCACCCACGACUUAACCCAAAAAUGAGAAGGUAUGUGCACUUCACUUCUCUCUUGUCACUCCUCUUCUUCUUGUUCCAUUUGGUAGCCUCUGAAAUUCCUUCAAUCCAGAGAAACACCAUGAUCAACCUCUAUAAUCUCCUCCAAAACAACACGGGUGAAUCUCCUUUUCCUUGGAAUUCAACUAGAGACCCGUGCUCAUGGAAGGGAGUUACAUGCAAUUCCGAGAACUCCUCCAUAACCCAAUUUUCUCUCCAACUCUUCUCUCUCUCUAACCCUGAUUUCCUCCCUAUUCUUUGCCAGAUCGAUACACUAGAGUCUAUCGACCUCUCCAACAAUCGGUUGAACUCAAUUCCAAGUGGGUUCAUGACUGGUUGCGGGAAUCUUAGCGGGUUAAGAGGAAUGAAUUUCAGUAGUAACAGUUUGUCUGGUUCUUUACCUAAUUUUGAUGGGUUUUUGAAAUUGGAAUUAUUGGACUUGUCUCGUAAUUCUUUGAGUGGAACAAUUAGUUUACAGAUGGAUGGGUUGGUUAGUCUGAAAAUUUUGAGGCUUGGAUACAACCAAUUUACUGGUUCUGUUCCUACCCACUUGGGGAAAUCCAUGGUUUUGGAACGACUUGGGCUUUAUUAUAAUCACUUUGUGGGUAAAAUCCCCAAAGAUAUUGCGAAUUAUUCGAAUUUGAUUGAGAUUGAUCUUAGUUAUAAUAAUCUUUCUGGGUCUAUCCCUGAUAGAUUCAGAGAGCUUCCCAAUCUGCAAGUUUUAAUUCUAUCUUCAAAUAGUUUGAGCGGUGGAAUCCCACAAUUCCUUUCAAGUAUCCAAACACUGUCACGGUUCGCUGCCAACCAGAAUUCCUUUUCUAGUGUAAUUCCAACUGGGAUUACAACUUUUCUCAGGAAUCUAGACCUUAGUUAUAAUCAGCUAAAUGGGUCAAUUCCUAGUGACCUUUUGUACCAACCAAAUUUGCAGAAAGUGGAUUUGUCUUAUAAUUUACUAGUAGGGUCAGUACCCGAAAACAUAUCAUCAAGUUUGGUGAGACUCAGAUUGGGAAACAAUCGCUUGAAUGGGACAAUCCCAUCAUCAUCCUUUGGGAGCCUUCAAAACUUGACCUAUUUGGAAUUGGACAACAAUAGUUUGGGAGGUCCAAUACCCCCUGAAUUGUGUUUCUGUAAGAGUUUGGCACUGCUGAAUCUUGCUAAGAAUCAGCUCACUGGUCUUUUGCCAGUUGAAUUGGGUAAUCUCACCAAACUUGAGGAACUGAAACUUGAAGCCAACAAUUUGGUUGGGGAAAUCCCAAGUGAAAUUACCCAAUUGCAAUUGUUGAGGAAGUUGAAUAUCAGCUGGAAUUCGCUCAACGGUUCGAUUCCUUCUUCGGUUUCAAAGCUCCAGAACCUUAAUCACUUGGAUUUAAGAAAAAACAAUCUCAGUGGUUCGAUACCCGAAUCCGUUGGUAAUUUGAAUUCUCUCAUAGAACUCCAAUUGGGGAGUAACGAAUUGGGCGGUAGAAUUCCUUCAAUGCCACUGAGUUUGCAGAUAGCUCUAAAUUUAAGCAGCAACCUACUUGAAGGCGUAAUACCAGAAACCCUCUCGGGAUUGAAACGAUUGGAAGUGCUGGAUCUAUCCAACAACAGACUUACAGGGAUCAUUCCACAAUUUCUCGUUGGUAUGUGUCCUACUACAGGAAGCUUGACCACGCUGGUGCUUUCCAAUAACCUGCUCUCUGGGUCGAUUCCUAGUUUCCCUCCAGUUGUUUCGGUGGACACGGAUCUUCAUUAUGUUGCGGUUGAUAACGUAACCAAAAAAACGGAUCUUGUGGACCCCACAAAACCGAGCCCGACUCAAAAGACGAAAAAGACUCUCUCCGCCCUUCUUGUUGCAGUCAUUGCUGCUGGUAGCACUUUGGUUAUUUCCAUAGAAGCCUUCGUUGUUCUGUGGAUUUACAAGAAGGCUGCGCAGAACCAAUCCCCAAAUGACGUUCACAAAUCCAACAUCCGUGAGCUUUUUUCGUGCUUUUGUGGAAGCAAAACCCAAAAAAUCCUAGGUGAGGUAAGGGCAACGAACCAUGGGGAUAUUUUCCGCAUAUGGAAUUACGAUGGAGGAAUUGCAUAUGAAGACAUGAUCAAAUCAACAAAUGACUUCGACAUUAGAUAUUGUAUUGGAACAGGUGGAUAUGGCAGCGUCUACAGAGCCCAAUUGCCAAGCGGAAAAGUAGCUGCCUUGAAGAAACUUCAUCGGUUUGAAGGAGAGGACCCUAUUUUCGACCAGUGUUUCAGAAAUGAGGUCCAAAUAUUGACUAAUGUACGGCACAAAAGCAUCGUGAAGCUUUACGGAUUUUGUUUGCACAACAAAUGCAUGUUCUUGGUGUACGAGUACAUGGAAAAAGGAAGCUUAUUUUGCGCCCUGAGAUUCGAUGUUGAAGCUUUUGAAAUUGGAUGGAUUCGAAGGGUAAAAAUCGUUGAAGCAAUGGCACAUGCUUUAUCCUACUUGCAUCACGAUUGCACCCCGCCUAUUGUUCAUCGAGAUAUAUCGAGCAACAACAUUCUCAUGAACUCUCAACUGGAGGCUUUUGUCGCUGACUUUGGAACUGCCAGAUUGUUGAAUCCCAAUUCAUCCAACCAAAUCAUUUUUGCAGGCACUUAUGGAUAUAUUGCACCAGAACUUGCUUAUACCAUGGCUGUGACUGAAAAGUGUGAUGUCUAUAGCUUUGGAGUAGUGGCACUAGAAACAAUUAUGGGAAGGCAUCCACAAGACGUCCUCGCAACUUUAGCAUCGCCUCCUAGCCAAAACAUGAUGAUAACCGAUAUCUUAGAUCAGCGCCUUCCGCUUCCAACAAACCCCAUAAUCGGAGGGAACAUUGUUCUAGUUGCUACAAUGGCAUUCUCAUGUUUACAUCAAAGGCCCAAGUUUCGACCAACAAUGCGACGCUUGUCUCUAGAGUUUCUUUCUCGCCGGAAGGCCCUAGCUUCACCCAUUCAUACAGUUUCACUGUUGCAGCUGUGGAAUCAAAGAAUGGACUUUGUUCAACUACCGAAUGAACCGGUCAAUCCCCAAGUUUGAAAAGAGUGUCACGUCAUUUUCGGGCGUCGGUUAUUAUUACCGUUGUGUUUGUUUCUUAAAGGACUUGGACUAAUUUGGUCUAGUGCCCCUUCCUGUCCCACGGUCUAAGCCC
Molecule: messenger RNA, 3288 nt
Organism: Rhododendron vialii
Lineage: Eukaryota; Viridiplantae; Streptophyta; Magnoliopsida; Ericales; Ericaceae
Product: probable leucine-rich repeat receptor-like protein kinase At1g35710
Exons: 3
Coding region: 147-3176 (1009 amino acids)
Biological process (GO): protein phosphorylation
Molecular function (GO): receptor serine/threonine kinase binding; protein kinase activity; ATP binding
Source: RefSeq, a predicted model, not a curated record